AUGUCAUCAGCAUCAUCUAGUAGUGAAAAUAGUGAAUCCCCUAGUAUGCGUCCUCGUAAAAGAAGAUGCAAUCACCCAAAAGCUACCACAGAAUAUUUGAUACGCUGGGUGAGAGACCACAUUGUAGAACCCUAUCCAACUGAAGAGGAAAAGACCUCUUUAAGUCAAAAGGUCAAUUUGACUCCAAAACAACUUGAAGAUUGGUUUACCAACCUUCGUCGUCGUAAGCUGGAGAAAAUAAGAAAAGAUAUGGGGAUAGAUCUAUAUUCAGUUGCUCAUCAAAUGCCUACAAAGAAACGCCAUUCCGCAAGACAAUUUGAGAAUUACUCCAGACCGCACAUCAAAAAACAUUCUCCGAUUAAAAGACAAAGCACCUCCAAUGAGUACUUAGAGAAUAACAGGACAGAAUCAUCACGUAUCGAUGAAGUCACAUGUUCUAAUCAACCCGGUGUAUCUCUCAUUAAGAGAUCAAAUUCCCUUUCAAGCCUUAAUGAAUCUUCAAAUGAUAUGAAUACAAGUUCCUUUGUGGAAAAUGAUAGUAACUUAAGGUUGCUGUGCUGGGUAGCUUUGAAUAGUUCUUAA
Parasteatoda tepidariorum (common house spider) is the source of this 582-nucleotide messenger RNA. The record is from RefSeq and is a predicted model, not a curated record. NCBI's taxonomy places the organism in Eukaryota, Metazoa, Arthropoda, Arachnida, Araneae, Theridiidae.